Messenger RNA from Trichomonas vaginalis G3, 1101 nucleotides. RefSeq lists its product as uncharacterized. The transcript has a single exon. The record is from RefSeq and is a predicted model, not a curated record. Lineage: Eukaryota; Parabasalia; Trichomonadida; Trichomonadidae. Bases 1 to 1101 code for a protein of 366 amino acids.
AUGCUAAUACUAUUCCUUAUUUUCCCUCAUCGAUUUCUCAAACUCAAUUGUUGUCAUAAUUGCGUUUCAAAAUUAUAUAAUAGGUUCCUUUGCAACCGAAUACCAUUUAAAAAUCAGAGAGAAUAUCUUUACAAAAAUUAUUGUGGAAUCCUUGGCUGCGUAUGGGGAUGUGGUUUAAUUCCUGGAUGUUGCCAAUGUCUUUGCGAUGAAAAUCGCUGCAAUGAGGGAAACUGGUUCAUGCAUUAUUUAACAGCAAUUUCUUCGAAAAUUUGUUGCUGCUGCAAGAAACAGGAGUACAAGCGCAAAGAUGAAAUAAUAGAAGCAACAAAAUGCGAUGUUUGCUGUUACAAUUGUUUAUGUUGCACAAAUGACAAAUUUUAUUGCUGCUGCAAUGAAAGUUAUGGUGUACCAGUUAGAGAAUAUGGAUGUUGCUCUGCACCAAUAACAAGGAGUUGUAGCACCUGUAAAAAGGCCGAAUCCUGCUGUCUUGGUUGCUGUUGCUCAACUGGAGUUGCAGAGAGCUACCAUUGCGAUCAUCAUCACGGUAAAUUAAAUUCACAUUCAACUCAUCAUUUCAAAUAUAAUGAUAGUUCAACAGCAGUUUUGUGCCCAAUAUGCUGUAAUCCUGAAACCAAAAGCUGUUGUGCUGGAGAAGGCUGUGUAUGCGAUUGCACUAUUUGUGAAUGCCUUUUCGAUGAUGUAGGAGGAAUGGGUUAUUCAGAUGAUGAUGACGAUGCAGCCGAAGGUGCAGUAAUAUGCCUUUUAAUUAUACUAGCAAUUUUGCUUGCUCUUUCUAUUUUUAUCGUUGCUUUUCACAUCUUACAUAUAAUUACAGCAGAUUCACCAGAUCAAGUUAAAUUUGAAAAUAAUUGUUGUUGUUCUGAAAAAGAAUUCAAUGAAGCACCUGGCUGGAUAAAAGUAGGUGAUGAUGAUUACAGCUCAUCUGAUAAUGAAGAUAAAGAAGGGGAAGCAGUAAAUGAUAUUGAAAAUCCUGGUCCACAAACCCAACUACAAUAUACAUAUCCUGCGCAACCUUCUCCUUUUGAUCCUUCUCAAACUGAUUUUCCUAAUCCUUAUUAUCCUUCACAACCUUCUCCUUAG